AGUGAAUGAGAGAGGGAAGGAGCAGGGACAGGAAAGAGGAGGGAGGAGGGAGCAGUCUGGCAGCCAGCUGAUCGCUGGUCUAGCAUUCAGAGUCGGAGUGCAGGAUAGAGAGAGAGAGGCAGAGGGAGAAGAGAAGAGGCUACUGAUGCUAAAUCAAUCUGUAAUCUGACAGGGAGUCAGAAACCAACCACGUCAUCACAGAUCUGGCAGCCUCUGUCACGGUUUGUUCCGGGAUCAACAAUUCAAAAGAGCAGGCUGAGAAACUAGAGCAAGAGGAGGAAGUGAAGAGAUAAGAGAGAAACGAGAGAUGCCAUAAAACCAAUAAGAGAGAGAACACACAGAACAGCUACAAGACAGAGAGAGGGAGAGAGAGAGAGACAGAAAGAGAAGAGAGAGAAAGAGAGAGAGCGAGAGAGAGAGAGCGAGAGAGAAGUAAACAUACUCUGUGGUGAGUCACUCCUCCUCCCCCUCUCGUUUCUGCUCCUCUCCUCUGGUGUGCUGAUGCUGAUGCACAGAGGAGCAGCAGAACUAAGAAAAUAGUCUAAUCCAGAACACUAGAGCCAGACAAGGAGAACCGGACUCUGUGUGGGAGUAGCAGAACCGACAGUGGAACUGUAGAACCGUGAGGUACCAGAACUAGAACCAGGAGUAUCAUCAGAGCCAGAGGGGUUGUGUACUGUAUAAAGGAGUGGUAGCGGACCUGGUGUGUCUCAGUAGAGAUGUCCUGGGGGUCUCUGCUGUCUCCAGUGCAGUGGGCCAAAUGGACCUGGUCAGCUGUACGGGAGGAGGGGGAGGAGGAGGGGGAGGAUGGAGCGCCUGGAACCAAGGAUGAAGGGGGAAAUUCGGAUUCAGAAGGGAACUUUGAGACUCCGGAGGCGGAGUCUCCAGGUCUGCGGAAUGAGCUCACCCAACUGGAUAACUCCGCCCAAAAAGCCCUCACCAGAGAUGACGGACAGCUGACGCCCCGCGCCUUCCUGGACAGGAACUCCAAUCAGAAUGUUUAUCCCGCCUCCCUCCAGGAAGUACAGGAUGCCCUAAACAACCUCAAUAGCCCCUCCCCCUCCCUGAGCGGAGCAGGUUUGGACCAGAACCUGAACCUGAUGUUGACCUCCAGACCUGGAGAAGGAGAGGGUCUCUCCCCGUCCCCUCUGCCUCAGCCCCGUGCCCUACGCCCCCCCUCGCUCCCCGUCCACAACCGCCCCGACUCCGCUGAGGUUGAUGAUCUCGCUCCUAUGACCUCUGACCCCAAUGGCAACAUCAACUCUCACCCCAACAGCCUGACUCCUGAAAUGGACAGACCGGAGGACUCAGACAGACAGUCACCUAGGAAGAGCACAGGCAUCACGAACUCCUGUGAAGUGAAGAAGCUGGACAACCAGACUCCAUUACAGAACGCCUGCGGAAAAGAGGACGACCACUGCGAGGCCCACGCCACAGAUGAGGAGAAGCUAGCCAGCACGGCAGGAGUCAGAGCAGACAGAGACCACAAAGGGACAGAAAUGAGUGUGUCAGGCAGAUCAGAGGAGUCAGACUGCUGCUCUAUGUAUGAGGACUCCUGCCAGCUGAAGAAUGCCAAGCUGGGAGGAAGUGACACGCAGAAGACAGGAAGUGAGGUUCUAGACUCCAUUUGUAUCAGCGAGGCAGAGAAGAAGGCUGUUCUCACCCUCAUCAGAGGGGAGAUCAUCACUAAGGAGACGGAGGCCAGUGACUGGAGGAGGAAGUAUGAGGACAGCAGACAGGAAGUCAUGGAGAUGAGAAAGAUUGUGGCAGAGUAUGAGAAGACCAUCGCCCAGAUGAUUGAGGAUGAACAGUGCAACACCAUGAGCUCCCAGAAGUCUUUGCAGGCUGUAAGCAUGGAGAAGGAGUCGGCGCUAACAGACCUGAACUCAGUAGAGCGCUCGCUGUCUGAUAUGUUCCGCCGCUAUGAGAACAUGAAGAGCACCCUGGACGGCUUUAAGAAGAAUGAGGAGGUAUUGAAGAAGUGUGCUCAGGAGUAUCUGGCCAGAGUCAAGCAAGAGGAGCAGAGAUACCAGACCCUCAAACUCCAUGCCGAGGAGAAACUAGACAAGGCUAAUGAGAACAUAGCCCAGGUACGCAGCAAGGCCAGCUCUGAGAGUGUUGCUCUCACCGCCAGCCUAAGGAAGGAGCAGAUGAAGGUGGAGUCUCUGGAGAAAGCCCUGCAGCAAAAGACUGAGGAGAUCGAGGAGCUCACCAAGAUCUGUGAUGAGCUCAUCGCCAAGAUGGGCAGAACAGACUGAGAGAGAUUCCAUACUUCCAAAUUGACCAAUCUUGAUCCGCCAAGCCAACCCUGCCUACAACCUAUAGUGUACCCCUGUGCAUGCCUCCAGCCAAUGAGCAGUUCUGUUUCCCCACAGGGCGCCUACACCUAGUGCUGCUGUACUGGUCAAAUAUCAUAUGAUAACCCAUUUAUCUUAGUCAAAAUUAGUGCACUAUUUGGAGAAUAGGGUGUCAUUUGAGCCAGAGCCUGUGUUACGUACAUGUGGACUCGCAUUUUUGGCUUGGUCAUUUUUCACCACGCAAGACCACACACCCCACACCCCUCACUCCCUCCACCUGUUUGUCUUUCUGUACUGUAACAUAAACAGAAUAUAAUGUGCCGUCUUGGCAUUGCAUAGGUAUGUGCAUAUUUAACUUAGGGUAACAUUUUGUAAAGCAUUUAUUAAUAUAUUAUGCACAUAAACCCCACACUUACAAAACACCCUCGCUGAGAUUUACUGUACAUAUGGUAUUUAUUCUGAACACUAGGAGACUAGGGCAGGACCAGGUAGACACUCUCUAGGCUCUAGGACAGUCAGGGGUCAGAGCUCAGAGGUGAGCUGUGUUUGAUCCCUUUGUAUAACUGCACUAUUAUAGGGAAGGGGAAUGUGAGAGUAAGUUCCGGGUUAGGAUGCACUACUAUAGAUAGGGGUGGGGUGGGGGGUUGUCCUGGGAAAUAUACAGCUUUUCUCCUGUCUGUAUAUGAGGCCUUGUGUUAGCAGAGGAAGAGGAGCUGUAGAGUUAUUGUGCAUUCUGCACAACUCCAGCACAACUGCACAUGGGAGGGGAGGGUUUCCCACUGUCCUAAACCCCACCUGGUUAGUCUCUUUCUCAGGCCAGUGUGGUGGAGCAGAGAGUAUACUCAGUAAGUGGAAAUCUGGAAAUGGUGAAGUUAAUACAAAGACUAUAUAUUUUGUAUAUUUAAAAAUAAAUACCAUAAACUGGGAGAGUGUUUGAUUUGGUUUUUCAGAAUAAAAAAUGUUUAGAAUCUCCUGCGGCCACGGAUAUGCACCUGUAGUAUUCGGGUAUGAAACGUUAUGACAUGGAGGUAGAGAGAACUGUUCAGGGAUUAUGUGAGCUCCCAUGAGCCCUGCUCAAAUGUAGAGCACUAUAUAGGGAAUAGGGUGCCAUUUGGGACGUAACCACUGUGUUUUACUGCAGCACCUAGUUAGUGGCAUAGAAAGUUAGUGUGUUUCUCCUAUUCACUGGUCACUGCUUCACUGUUCUCAGCUAACCUGGUUCUGUUAAAUACUCUUUCCACAGUGGAGAGUUUCACACCGCCUCACAGUACUAGUUCCCCCUCCAACAUACUGCACUGUGGAUGCCAUAGUUAAACAAGAUGUACAAUAUAACACGCAUGCAGUGAAACACCAUGUACGCAUGCACACACACACGUGCCAGUGUCUAUAAUACACAUCUUUGUUGUAGCUUCAUUGAAAGUGUCUUUAGAUAAUAUUGUUUUUGUUUUAACGGUUUGUACAUCACUGAUGAUCCCUUUUUGCAUUGUCAUUAAUAUUUGUAAAGUGAAUAAGAAGCAUAUAGCUGUACUGACUUGUAUGUUGACUAAUAUAUGCAGUGUGUGUGCUGAGUAAACAUGACUGUAGUAAUGAG
This is a messenger RNA of Coregonus clupeaformis (lake whitefish), 3888 nucleotides long. Its product is annotated as transforming acidic coiled-coil-containing protein 1-like. Gene Ontology annotation, biological process: mitotic spindle organization; cerebral cortex development; cell population proliferation. The transcript has 13 exons. Gene Ontology annotation, cellular component: cytoplasm. NCBI's taxonomy places the organism in Eukaryota, Metazoa, Chordata, Actinopteri, Salmoniformes, Salmonidae. Bases 720 to 2258 code for a protein of 512 amino acids. The record is from RefSeq and is a predicted model, not a curated record.